Molecule: messenger RNA, 4035 nt
Organism: Perognathus longimembris pacificus (Pacific pocket mouse)
Lineage: Eukaryota; Metazoa; Chordata; Mammalia; Rodentia; Heteromyidae
Gene: Raver2
Product: ribonucleoprotein, PTB binding 2
Exons: 12
Coding region: 41-2056 (671 amino acids)
Cellular component (GO): cytosol
Molecular function (GO): mRNA binding
Source: RefSeq, a predicted model, not a curated record
CCCCCUCGAGCCUCGAGGAGUCCGCGGGGCCGGGGGGAAGAUGGCGGCGGCGGGAGACGGCGGCGGCGCCAGUGGUGGUCGGGGGGGCGCGGGCCUGGGAGGCAUGGCGGGGCCCGAGUCGGGUUCUCCCUCCGAGACGCCCCCUGCGCUGCCCCCCGACGAGGUAGCGGCGCGGCUGCAGCGGAUGCGGCGGGAACUGAGCAACCGCAGGAAAAUCCUGGUGAAAAAUCUGCCCCCAGACUGCGGCUGCCAGGAAGUUCAUGAUUUGUUAAAAGACUAUGAGUUGAAGUAUUGUUAUGUUGACAGAAAUAAACGAACGGCUUUUGUUACCUUACUGAAUGGAGAACAAGCCCAGAAUGCAAUUCAGAUGUUUCAUCAAUAUUCUUUUCGAGGCAAAGAAUUAAUAGUUCAGCUCCAGCCUACCGAUGCUUUGCUGUGUAUUACCAACCUGCCCAUUUCUUUUACAUUAGAAGAGUUUGAAGAACUUGUUCGUGCCUAUGGAAAUAUCGAGAGAUGUUUUCUGGUCUACAGUGAAGUAACUGGCCAUUCCAAAGGCUAUGGGUUUGUGGAGUACAUGAAAAAAGACUUUGCUGCAAAGGCCAGAUUGGAACUGCUCGGCAAACAACUGGGAGAAUCUGCACUCUUUGCACAGUGGAUGGAUGUUAAUCUUUUGGCUUCAGAGCUCAUUCAUUCUAAGUGCCUUUGUAUAGAUAAACUCCCUAGUGACUACAGAGAUUCAGAGGAGCUGUUUCAACUUUGUUCCAGAAUCCAUAAACCUAUAUUUUGCCAGCUUGCACAGGAUGAAGGCAGUUACGUUGGUGGCUUUGCAGUGGUUGAGUAUCACUCUGCAGAGCAGGCCGAGGAGGCCCAGCAGGUGGCGGAUGGCAUGAUGGUCAGCGGGGGCAGAGUCCAGGUGUCCUUCUGUGCUCCAGGCGCGCCAGGACGAAGCACCUUAGCAGCACUGAUAGCGGCACAGCGUGUGACACACAGUAAUCAAAAGGGAUUACUUCCAGAGCCUAAUCCUGUACAAAUUAUGAGAAGUUUAAACAACCCUGCCAUGUUACAAGUUCUUCUGCAGCCGCAGCUGUGUGGACGAGCUGUCAAACCAGCAGUUCUGGGGACACCUCACAGCCUGUCCCACCUGGGGAACCCGUCCAUGUCCCCUGCGCUUUUGCACCUGAGUAAAGCGCAUCAGAGCUCAGUUAUGGGUAGUACUUCUAAUUUAUUCCUUCAGAAUCUGACUCAUGUAUCCCUGGCACAACAACAAUUAAUGAAGUUUGAGAAUAUCCCUACUAAUAAUAAGCCUGGCUUACUUGGCGAGCCCCCAAUUAUGGUCCUGCCAAAUGCUCUAGGGCUAGGGCCUGCACUUCCACUGAAGGCGGAGCUGGCACAUCAUGGAGAGGCACGCAAAACUCAGACAGCUGUGGCGGCCGGGAUGGGCAUGUUGCCUUUCUUCCCGGCUCAGCACACUGUUGGACAGUCUGGGCCCGGGCCCGGCAGUGCCCAGGAGAAGCAGCCAGCCACGAUGGGAACGGCAGAUGGCAAUUUCCCAGUGUCACAGCCUUAUCUUCAGAGCUUCCCAAACCUCCCCGCUGGAGGCCUGCUGCCUGCACACCAGAAGCAGCAGAGCCAGCCCAAAGGUGCAGAGAUAAAUCCAGAGGCUGCUGCUAAGAAUCAGACUUCACUCUUGGGGGAACCUCCAAAAGAAGUCCGGCUCAGUAAAAAUCCAUAUUUGAACCUGGCGAGUGUGCUGCCCAGCGUGUGCUUGCCGUCUGCUGCAAGUAAACCCCCCCUUCCUAAGACUGGAAUGGCACACAGCAUUCUGGAUACAAUCUCUCAGGGAAGUGAGUCUCAGCAUGCGCUGGACAAGUGCAUUGCCUAUUCCCCAGCUUUCGGUGAUUACGCACAGAUGUCUUCUUUGAGAAAUGAAAAGCGAGGCUCUGCCUAUCUCAUCUCGGCCCCGGGUGGCGGCGCAGUGGAAUUCCUUGACCAGCAUUCUCAGGGCACUGGAGCUUAUUGCUUGGAAACCUACUUAAAAAAGAAGCGAGUGUGCUGAGCGCCGUGUUCUGUCACCUCCUACGGUUCUCUGCAGUACCUCUGCUGUUCAUCACUGCCUUAACUUCAUUCAGUCUAGCCAUAUCCUUUCAAUACGGGUUUCUGAUUUCCCAGAAGGAACUGUGUUGUGCAGCAGGCGGAAUUGCCAAACUUCAAAGAAGUAGCAAUAAGAAGAGACAUUCACUGAGGAUGCAUUUCCACUAGAAUUAGAUCUGUCCUAAUCCAUGUGACAUUAGCACACAGACCACUGGAGAAACAAUGUUCUAAUAUUCCUUGUUUAGGACUGGGAACAAUUUUGACGUCGCAUACAAAAGUUUGAAGCAAUAAAUGGGAAACAGUCUUGUUUCCUUAGCCUUAGAAUGAAUUUCUUACAAGCCACUGUGCAUUUUAAUGCACUUUCCCUAGAAGUAAUCUCCUUUACUACAUUUGUAGGACCUGCCUUUCCUAGAACCAUCAGGGCGCAAGUACCAAAUGUGGUGAUGGCAUCACAACCAAGAUGAUCGUUGUGCACACUCCAUGACCAUAUCCACACCAGCCGUGCUAGGCUGGGCCCAACAACUGUGGCCAUGACACUAUCUGACGCAGUUCUACCUACUACCAUUUGUACCUUCUGUGGCAAAUGCAAAAUAUUUUAAAAGGUAACUUUGGUGAUCACAUUCGGGAGAUGGGCCAGUUUGGCCCUCUACCCAUCUGUGCUACCUGCAAGCUAAGAAUGACGUUUACAUUUUUAAAUGGUUGGGGGGAGGGGGAGACUGAUGACAGGAAACUUACAUGAAAUUUCAAUGUCCACAAAAUUUUAUUUGAUUGGAACAGAGGCAAGCUCAUUUAGGGAACCAAGUAGCUUUGACACAAGACCAUAAAGCCUGCAAAGCCUAAAAUAGUUACUACCUGGCCCCGCAUAGAAGUUUGCUGACUCUUGGCCUUAAUGCCACUAAUUCCCUAUUAUUUCAGCUAAAGAAAGACCUUCAACCUUUGCAUGUGACAAAGGUUUCUGUGCCAUCUUUCAGAGCAGACUAGUGAUGAUCACCAAAUGCCCUCAUUCCACAGUGCACUAAUUGUCCAUACUGCCCUUUCUGAAGGAGUCCUGGGAGGUGUUUGUAACUAUUUAGAGCUAAUUAGCUAUGCUUAACCCUGGUUUCUUUGGUAAUAUGUUUGGGUGGGAAAAAAAAUUAGCUCUUUAACCCACUUAAAGAAAUUUUUGUCUUAAUGUGACUCUGACAGUGCUAUUUUCUGAAGAUCUUGGUAUUAAUUGCAUGAAAAACCCUUUGCUAUCCAGAAAUUUCUAAGUUUGUUCACUGCUCUGAGACUAUAAUUGGUCAGAGUUUGGAAUCUCAAUGAUCCUAGUCUUUAGGAGCAAACAGAUCACUGAAGUAGCUUGUCAAUUUAGAGGACUCUUGUUUUUGACUUUUGAUACUGACAUCUCACUUUAGUUAUGAAGCGUAGAACUGGUACAUGUAUGCUUUGUAGAGAAAUUUACUGGUUAAUUUAUUGCCUAUAUUAGCAUCAGUUGCAAGAUGACAGCUAGAACAUUAAGACAAUUCCUAGGAUGUAUACUACCUAUAAAUAACCAGACAGGACCCACUCCACAGCAAGUGGCUAGUGGUCUCUCCUUCCCUGUACUUCUUCCAUUUUCCUGUUGGAUUUGGCCUCUUGGGCACCCGGUUGGUUACUCCUCUACUACAGUGUAAAUAGAGGAAAGGGAAGAUGGUUUUACAUCACAGCAGCAACAAAGAGAGCAGGAAGAGGUUGAAAGAACUAAAACGAUAUUUUGGAUUACAGCACUUGUGGAUUUGCCAUCCAUGCUGGUCUUUGCCCCACUACCAUUGGACUUAACAUAAGUACAAAUCAAGUUGUUUUAGUAACAAAGACCAUUAUUAACCAUUCCCCCUUAAAAUCUAUAUUGUUAUUUUUCUAUGUAAGCAAAUUGUUUGAAAUGCUUUGAAAGUAAAAAGUUAAUAUUAAAAGGCAUAUGCAUGUAAA